CGGGCUGCUGCUUGAACGGACGGAUUUUGAAAAUCUAGUACUGCAGACGGUGUUUCCACGGUUCACCCAUUGAGAGGGCCAGCUUGUUUGAAACCUGCGAAAAGACGCUACUGAUGCCUUCUCGACCAUGUCCUUCAUAUGGUGAAGAGAAAAGAGCCACUAUGCAUCCUAUUCAGGGUGGGGUGUCCUUUGAAGAGGUGGCUGUGUAUUUCUCCCAGGGGGAGUGGGCCCUGCUGCGCCCAGCCCAGAGGGCUCUCUACAAGGAAGUCAUGCUGGAGAAUUUUGGGAACGUGGCCUCUCUGGGAUCGCAGAUUGCCAAACCUGACCUCGUAUGCUGGCUGGAAGAGGAGGAAGAGCUGCUUCCCCUGACCUCUGAUGAAGAGGAGGGAUUGGCAGGCAGCAGCUGUGGUCUAUCAUGGGACGGUGUGCGGGCUGCAGUUACUUCCGAAGGAGGAGCGUGGGAAACGGCAAAUGAGACGAAAGAGCUUCCAGUGGUGGAGAAUGAGUACACAGAUCCCCAUCGGGAAGAAAACAUUGAACAAUCUGCUAAACAGAGGAAAGAGGGGGGAAUAAACCCGCCCAAACAGAGGAAUAAUUCUAAUCUUUUAGCAGAUAAGGAUUCUCAAGAGCAAAAAAUAUUCAAAGACAAUGGGAAUGAGCACACUGCAAGAGGGGAAAACGUUCCUGAAAAAUCAGAUAUUAUUAUUCAAUGGAACACCUAUAACGGGAAGAAAAUAUAUAAAGAUCUAGAGUGUGGGGAAAUGUUUGGUCACAAGGGAAGCCUGAUUUCUCAUCAAAAAAUUCAGACAGGAGAGAAACCACACAAGUGCUUGGAAUGUGGAAAAAGCUUCCGUUGGCGUGGAAACCUUAAUUCCCACCAAAAAAAACACACAGGAGAGAAAGCAUAUAAAUGUUUAGUGUGUUGGAAAAGCUUCAGUCGCAGUCGAGAUCUUACUGUCCAUCAAAGGUUUCACACAGGGGAGAAACCAUACAAAUGCCUAGUGUGUGGGAAAAGCUUCAGUCAGAGUGGAAACUUUAAUUCCCAUCAAAGAACACACACAGGAGAGAAAAGAUAUAAAUGCCUUGAAUGUGGAAAAAGCUUCAGUCAAAGUACAUACCUUAGUUCCCAUCAAAGAAUUCACUCAGGGGAGAAACCAUAUAAAUGUCUUGUGUGUGGUAAAAGUUUCCGUCAGAGUGGAAACCUUAAUUCCCACCAAAGCAUUCAUACAGGAGAGAAAAAAUUUAAAUGCCUGAUGUGUGGGAAAAGCUUCAGAAAGAGUGGAAACCUUAAUUCUCACCAACGAACUCACACAGGAGAGAAAAAGUAUAAAUGCCUUACGUGUGGCAAAAGCUUCAGUGAGAGUGGAGCUCUUACUGUCCAUCAAAGAUUUCACACAGGAGAGAAACCAUAUAAAUGCCUAGUGUGUGGAAAAGGCUUCAGUCAGAGUGGAAACCUUCAUUCACAUCAACAAACACUCACAGGGGAAAAAAAGUAUAAAUGUCUAGAGUGUGGAAAAAGCUUCACUCACAAUGGAGCUCUUACUGUUCAUCAGAGAUCUCACACAGGGGAGAAACCAUAUAAAUGCCUAGUGUGUGGAAAACACUUCCGUCAGAGUGGAAACUUUAAUUCUCAUCAACGAACACACACAGGAGAGAAAAAGUAUAAAUGCUUGGAGUGUGGAAAAAGCUUUGUUCAGAGUGGAUCUCUUACUAUCCAUCAAAGAAUUCACAACGGGGAGAAACCAUAUAGAUGCCUGGAAUGUGGGAAAAGCUUCAGUCAGAGUGGAGCUCUGACUGUUCAUCAAAGAAUUCACACAGGGGACAAACCUUACAAAUGUCUGGAUUGUGGAAAAAGCUUUGGUGAGCGUGGAAAACUCAAGUCCCAUCAAAGAAUUCACACAGGGGAGAAACCUUAUAAAUGCCUGGAGUGUGGGAAAGGGUUUAAAGAAAAUGGAAAACUUACUAUCCAUCAAAGAAUCCACACAGGGGAGAAACCAUAUAAAUGUUUGGAAUGUGGGAAGAGAUUCACUCACAGUGGAGCUCUUGCUGUCCAUCAGAGAUUUCACACAGGGGAGAAACCUUAUAAAUGCCUGGAGUGUGGGAAAAGAUUCAGGCAGAGUGGAGAUCUUACUGUCCAUCAAAGAGUUCACACAGGGGAGAAACCAUAUAAAUGCCCUGAAUGUGGUAAUAGUUUCAGGAAGAUUGGAAACCUUAAGUCCCAUCAAAGAAUUCACAAAGAUAAGAAAGCAUAGAAAUGGUUCUAUUGGAUCCCUAUGGGCAUUCUGGAACGGCAGAGAAAAAACACUUGCCUCUCUGUGAGGACCAGGAUUCAUAGGGAGUACAUUGGCAUCCCUGAUAACACUCGCCAGUCCCAGAGUAGUGCCCAAUGACAUCCUUCUGAGUGGCAGAAACAAGCAGAGCCAACCAGUGCCUGCCUAUGCAGCCAGAGCCCUUGUCCCACCCCUGCCCCACUGAAGCUGUAGAGGACAGGCAGGGAAGACUCAGCAAUUACAAAAACCUGAAAGAGGAGCAUGAAGUCUGUGUCAGGAGCCAAUGCACUCCAGUGCGCCCCCAAAGAUGAGUCCUGUAGGGUUGCCAACCUCCAGGUGGGGCCUGCAGUGCUCCCAGAAUCCCUCCUGAUCUCCCGCCCAUGCAGAUCACUUCUCCUGGAAGAGAGAGCAGCUUCAGAGAGUGGUUUCUAUGGCAUCACAACCUUGUCAUGUUUCUUCUGCUCCUAGAACACACUUGGAUUGCACUAAGGAUCUCUGCUUUGAUGGCCACCCGGGGAGAGGCCAGAGCCUGGCCAGAGAUGGGCAGCUGAUGUUCUGCCCCUGUAACCCUCAGAGGGGAGGAUGGGAUGGCCCAGCUGACAGCCGCACCAGACUGCCCUCAUUUUGUGUGACAUGCCCCUUCAGAGACUCUGCAUGGCACACUCAAAGAACUGUCAGUGCCCUUCCACCCCAAGCCUCCCUUCCUCAUACCUGCCCCACCAAGCUGCAAGGCGUUCCAGAUGCCAGCACUGCUGUGGGGAGCAUCCGUCCAGAGACCUGCCCCCCUUUCACAACUGCCUUUCAGUUCCCCCUUAGGACCAGCCCUCUCCCCAUAUGUCCUGCUACCCUCCAUUUUAUCCCCACAACAACACUUCGUGAGGUAUAUGAGACUGAGUGGCUGUGGCUGGUCUAGCAAGCAAACUUCCAUGGCAGACUGAGGAAUCUGCCUGGGUCUGAUCCCAUUCUGGCAUUCUAACCACUAUCCCGGACAGGGUCUGGCAGAGGAGUAGUUAAUUCCCCUCUGUUUUUUCCCCGGGGGGGGGGUCUUUCCACUCUCGCUGUCUGCACUACCUUUGCACCUGCCUACCUUCAACUCAGUAAACCUUUGCUUCCAUUGCAAAUAGCAGAGGGGUGUUCUGGAGCUAAUCUGGGCCAGGAUGGUGGUCCAAUUCCCUUCAAUUUUGGCCGUUCAAGCCCAACCAUCUUUCUCAUGAGGCCAUUUUGAGGCUCCUAGGUUUAUUUCCUGAUUAAUUAUGCUGCCUCCUUUUAUUAUACGUUUCAUGCCCUAUUUUACAGUGUAAUCCAUGUUUUAAAUUGCUAUUUUUAUAAAUAUCUUGUUGGGGUGCCUAGUUCUGUUGUGGGGUUGAGGGUAACCCUAUGAACUUGGCCCUCUGUUGACAUUUGGGGCGGGGGUGAUAUUUUGUCCCUGUGAGGAAGCUAAGGAGGCAUCUCCAGGGAGAGAAUUUCUGAGUGGAAAAGAGUGAUUACUGAAGAGAGACAGAAGUGAUUUGAGGAGAAUGAGUGUCCUGUGAGAAGUACCAAGAGUAGAACUGGUGGUCAUCAGCAGAAGCAGAACUGAGACAGCCGAGCGGCAUCAAAAGCAAUGCGAGAAAUGUUUUGAGACUGCAGAGAGAAUAGAAAGACUUGGAUCGCCUCCUUGACUUUAAAGAUUUGUGUGCUACUUGAAUUACCCAUCAGUCCUUUUUGAAUAAACCCUCUUUGUAUUUUGAUUGAUAGUUGUGAAAGGUGUUUCAAGGGUCUGGAGGAGUUGCUUUGAACUUGUAUUUUCCUUCUUUCGCCUACUAACUUUAUCCCUUGGUUAUGAGCAGUGGAAGCUGGUGGGCUAAAGGUA
Messenger RNA from Eublepharis macularius, 4122 nucleotides. Its product is annotated as zinc finger protein ZFP2-like. The record is from RefSeq and is a predicted model, not a curated record. The transcript has 6 exons. The coding region runs from base 114 to 2252 and encodes 712 amino acids. NCBI's taxonomy places the organism in Eukaryota, Metazoa, Chordata, Lepidosauria, Squamata, Eublepharidae. Gene Ontology annotation, biological process: regulation of DNA-templated transcription.